UGUGAUUCGAAAUACGCAAGCGGACAAGUGGGCAGAGCAAGAUUUUAUCAUCGGAAAUUCUCGUCGCAUGGCAUGACCGGUUCGGUAGAUCUGCAAGAUAUUUUAUUAAAAUUGGAGUACAUUUCAAUAGACGACAGAAAUGCAGCGCAAUAUACUUAAAAUCGUGAAUUUCCAGCUAUUACAGAGGCGCUUCUUCAAAAAGUAUCAUGUUAGGGUUAGAUUCGCACCGAGUCCAACCGGUCAUUUGCACUUAGGUGGACUGCGUACUGCUUUGUACAAUUAUUUAUUUGCACGUAGCAAUAAUGGCACUUUUAUUCUGAGAAUAGAAGAUACUGAUCAAACAAGAACCAUUCCCGGAGCAAUGGAAAAGCUUCAGGAUGAUUUACUGUGGGCAGGGAUUAUAUCUGAAGAAGAUCCUAUCAGAGGUGGUCCUGUUGGUCCUUAUAAACAGUCAUCACGUCUUGAAUUAUAUAAGGAACAAGUACUUAAACUUCUAGAGAAUGGAUCUGCCUACUAUUGUUUUUGCACAGAGAAAAGACUGGAAUUGUUAAGAAAAGAGGCAAUGAAAUGUGGACAAGUACCUAAAUAUGAUAACAGGUGUCGACAUUUCAGUAAAGAUGAAGUGAAAGAAAUGUUUAGAAAAAACUCAACUUAUUGCAUUAGAUUUAAAUUAUCGUCUACACCAGAAUCCUUUAACGAUAUAGUUUAUGGAGAAAUUUUGCAUGACAUUGCUAAAACAGAAGGAGAUCCAAUUAUUAUAAAAUCAGAUGGCUAUCCCACUUAUCACUUUGCAAAUGUGGUUGAUGAUCAUUUUAUGGAGAUAUCUCAUGUCUUGCGAGGUGUUGAAUGGCAAGUCUCUACACCCAAACAUAUUAUGCUUUAUAAAGCAUUUGGUUGGGAUCCUCCUAUAUAUGGGCACUUACCUUUAAUACUAAAUGCUGAUGGGUCUAAGUUGUCGAAGAGACAGGGUGACAUAAAGAUUGAGUCAUUUAGGAAGCAGGGUAUUUUUCCUUUAGCGUUAUUGAAUUAUGUGAUAGGUGCUGGUGGUGGUUUUCAUGGAGACAAGGAAUACCAAAAUCUUUACAGUUACCAAGAAUUAAUUAAAAGGUUUGAUGUUAAUAAAAUAAAAUCAAGUUCUGGCAAACUUAUGCCUGAAAAACUGUUGGAAUUCAAUAAGCUGGAAAUAGCAAACUUGGCAAGAAAUGAAAAGAACCAUGAAUUUUUGAUUGAAAAGAUUAAGAAAUUAGUAUUAGAAGCAUUUCCAGAACGGAAAAAUGACGGAAGUUUGCAACUGGAUGAUCAUCACAUAAUCACCACAUUAAAAUGGGCACAGAACAGAAUAUCAACGCUUAAUGAUCUUGUCAAAAAGGACCUAACUUUUUUAUGGGUUCCACCUUCUGUGCCAAAUAUUGAACAAGUUAAUUGCACAGACGCAAUUAAACUGUUAAACACAGAAUUAGCUGAAAUAGAUGCAAUCAAUUAUCAGACUUGUUGGAUGGUUUCAUAUCUUGAAGAUUUUGCCCAAAAGCAUAGAAUUCCGUUUCCCAUUUUGAUGAAAAUUCUGAGAAGCGUUUUGAGUGGUGCAAAAGUUGGACCACCUGUUGCUGAAAUGAUGGAAAUUCUCGGAAAGGAUAGAACAUUGUUACGAUUACAGCGCUGCGUUUCUUGAGAAUUUAUACACAUCGUUUAAUUGCAUUACUUGUACUACACGGAUUAGAGGUACACGUAUUAAUGUAUGUAUGAAGUAAUUCUGCAAUUUGCAUGCAUUCUUUAUGAAACUGAUGUCCACAUAAUUGCAUUUGAACAGUUGGAGAAAAUAUAAAGACUUAUAGCUUACUGCUCUUCAUAUAAUGUGAAAUGGAUACUAGUCAAUGGAUACAGUCAUAUUUUAUGUGUAAUUAAUUAUAUAUAUAAGAUAGUUAAAUAAUAGGUGAAUAGAAGUAUGGGGAUAAUUAUAGAUAAAGAGAGAGAGAGAGAGAGAGAGAGAGAGAGAGAGAGAGAAAGAGAUAUUUUGUCUACAUUAUAACAUAUAUAAAUUUCCGUUUUUGUGUCUCACAAUAACUUCUAUAUUUUUGACGGUCUGAAAAACUAAUAUUUCUAUAUCUUUUGCUGAAAUAAAAUUCGCUUUACAAAUA
Molecule: messenger RNA, 2135 nt
Organism: Linepithema humile (Argentine ant)
Lineage: Eukaryota; Metazoa; Arthropoda; Insecta; Hymenoptera; Formicidae
Gene: GluRS-m
Product: putative glutamate--tRNA ligase, mitochondrial
Biological process (GO): glutamyl-tRNA aminoacylation
Cellular component (GO): mitochondrion
Molecular function (GO): zinc ion binding; glutamate-tRNA ligase activity; ATP binding
Source: RefSeq, a predicted model, not a curated record